Molecule: messenger RNA, 2372 nt
Organism: Drosophila rhopaloa
Lineage: Eukaryota; Metazoa; Arthropoda; Insecta; Diptera; Drosophilidae
Gene: DNAlig1
Product: DNA ligase 1
Exons: 7
Coding region: 74-2314 (746 amino acids)
Biological process (GO): DNA biosynthetic process; DNA repair; lagging strand elongation
Cellular component (GO): nucleus; mitochondrion
Molecular function (GO): DNA ligase (ATP) activity; ATP binding; DNA binding
Source: RefSeq, a predicted model, not a curated record
UCCAAACUGGCGGGAACCAAUUUCUAAAUAGCAUUGCAAUUUAUCUUUGUUUGAAAGCCACACGAUCAUCAAAAUGCAAAAAUCUAUAACCUCCUUUUUUAAGAAGAAAUCUGAUGCCGGGGACAGCCCUUCGCCACCAAAAAAAGUUCCCAAGAUUGAGGCCAAAGCGGAACUGCCAGAUGAACCCAUCAUAAAGAGCGAGGAUGGGUCCCCGACAAUUAAAGCAAAGGUUGAACCGAUGUCUGUGGAUUCAGGAGAAAACACAAGUCCUUUGAAGGGUGUUAAGAAGGAGCAGGAUUCCGAGGGCAAAACAACUGAUCGAAAGGUGACAAGCAUUGGACUAAACUCCACUUCCGCCAGCAAGGAGGAUAUGGAAAACUAUGACCCGUCCGCCGAUUCCUACAAUCCACUCAAAAACGCAUAUUGGAAGGAUAAAAAAGUAACUCCCUACUUGGCAUUGGCUCGCACAUUUCAAGUCAUCGAGGAGACCAAAGGACGCCUCAAGAUGAUCGACACGUUAAGCAACUUUUUCAGCUCGGUGAUGCUGGUGAGUCCGGAAGAUCUGGUGCCCAGCGUAUAUCUCAGUAUCAAUCAACUGGCCCCAGCCUACGAAGGACUGGAGCUGGGCGUGGCCGAAACCACCUUGAUGAAGGCCAUCUGCAAGGCUACGGGUCGCAAUUUGGCUCACAUCAAGUCACAGACACAUCUGAUUGGAGAUCUGGGCAUUGUUGCCGAGCAAUCGCGCGUUUCCCAGCGUAUGAUGUUUCAGCCAGCUCCAUUGAAUGUAAGGGAUGUGUUCAGAAAGUUGCGGGAAAUAGCCAAGAUAUCCGGGCAGUCAAAGAUGGAUCUAGUGUACAACAUGUUUGUAGCCUGUCGAUCUUCCGAGGCUCGCUUUUUUAUCCGCUCUUUAAUUGGCAAGCUUCGGAUUGGCAUUGCCGAGCAGAGUCUGCUCACCGCCCUGGCCAUUGGGCUGGUCAAAAAGAACCAUAUUGAUGACUGCAAAGCCAGCAAGGUACAAGAGGUCUAUAAGGAUGAAAUAGUAGAGACUACUUUGCUGUUGAAGACUGCAUACAGUCAAUGUCCGAACUACGACGUCAUUAUUCCGGCAAUUCUAAAGUAUGAUAUCAAAGAGCUGCAGGAACGUUGCCCCAUGCAUCCCGGCAUGCCUCUGCGGCCCAUGCUCGCUCAACCAACUAAAGGAGUCCACGAGGUGUUUGAAAGAUUCGGCGGCAUGCAAAUUACGUGCGAGUGGAAGUACGAUGGGGAGCGAGCCCAAAUACACCUCAACGAGAAGGGGGAGAUCAGCAUAUUCUCGCGCAACUCGGAGAACAACACGGCCAAAUAUCCAGAUUUGAUUGCCAGGAGCAGUGGACUACUCAAGGGCGAAGUAAAAUCCUAUAUCAUUGAUAGCGAAAUUGUGGCUUGGGAUGUCGAGCGAAAGCAGAUUCUGCCUUUCCAAGUGCUAAGCACGCGAAAGCGGAAGAACGUAGACAUCGAAGAAAUCAAGGUACAAGUCUGCGUGUACAUAUUCGAUCUCCUUUACAUCAAUGGCACUGCUCUGGUGACUAAGAACUUGUCAGAGCGUCGCAAACUGCUGUUGGAGCAUUUCCAGGAAGUCGAAGGCGAAUGGAAAUUUGCUACAGCCUUAGAUACGAAUGACAUAGAUGAAGUGCAACAAUUUCUAGAGGAAUCCAUCAAAGGGAAUUGCGAGGGUCUUAUGGUGAAGACUCUUGACGAGGAGGCCACCUAUGAGAUUGCCAAGAGAUCCAGAAAUUGGUUAAAGCUGAAGAAGGAUUACAUAUCCAAUGUGGGCGACUCACUGGAUCUAGUAGUGAUUGGCGGCUACAAAGGAAAGGGUCGACGAACUGGAACCUAUGGUGGAUUUUUGCUUGCUUGCUAUGAUACCGAAAACGAGGAGUAUCAAAGCAUUUGUAAAAUUGGAACAGGUUUCACCGAUGAGGAUUUGCAGACGCACUCCGAGUUCUUGGGCAAGCAUGUUACGCCAAGCGCCAAGUCCUACUACAGAUACGACUCUAGCCUGGAGCCGGAUCACUGGUUUGAGCCGGUCCAGGUGUGGGAAGUCAAGUGUGCCGAUCUGUCUCUGAGCCCGAUUCACCGGGCAGCCAUAGGAAUUGUGGACGGCGAGCGCGGUAUUUCCUUGAGAUUCCCCCGAUUCAUUCGAAUCCGCGAUGACAAAAACAGCGAAAACGCAACGGACGCCAAUCAAGUGGCCCACAUGUACCAAUCGCAGGACCAGGUUAAGAAUAAUCAAAAAUCGUGUACACAGAUGGACAUGGAGGACGAGUUCUACUGACCGUACAGCCCCGUGCAAAUGUGUAACGUUUAUUUAACAAUAAAGUCCGUUAUCGCUA